Molecule: messenger RNA, 1497 nt
Organism: Hydractinia symbiolongicarpus
Lineage: Eukaryota; Metazoa; Cnidaria; Hydrozoa; Anthoathecata; Hydractiniidae
Product: dynein regulatory complex protein 9-like
Exons: 3
Coding region: 223-1347 (374 amino acids)
Biological process (GO): cilium organization
Cellular component (GO): cytoplasm; motile cilium
Molecular function (GO): protein binding
Source: RefSeq, a predicted model, not a curated record
UUAAAAACGAUUUGUAUGCGAUCUUUUCUUUCGUAUUGGUUUUGUUGCAAUAAUCAUAAACUCCGUGGUGGAGAGUAAACAUUAAAAAUUACAUCAACAAAAGAAAACACGAAUUUAAGUAUCUAGUGGCAACAGAGAAAAACAUUUUUAUUUAACACAUAUUUUCAAAACAUUAAGAAAAAUAAGAAAGUAAUCACAGCCUGCACGAGACCCUGUCACAACAUGGAGCACAAGUUAUCCGCGUUAGAUUCCAUCCACUUAUCAGUUAUUCUUGAAGACUGUUGUGAUCAAUUGGCUAUACUUGGGCGUAUCAUGCCAACAAGUUCCAACCCAAAACAGCAUGCAAACGAUGAAGUUACUGAGUUGGUCGAGCGACAAAAAUUUUUAGAAGCUAGAUACGAAGAGCUCAUGUUAUUACCCAAAGCACAACAACCAGAUUCAGACAUCACUGAAGUGACGAAAGCAAUUCAUGUGAACACACAAGCUAUCAAUAAAAGUUUUCGACGGAAUAAGUUCGUGCAAGACGCCGGACAGAAAAUUCAAAUGGAUCACAGAUUUUUAAGUGACGUUUUAGAAUCAACUUUACGUGAAAUAAAAGAAACCAGUACGUUUAAUACUCUAGUUGAUGCUGUCAAUCAAGAGAAAACAAAGAAGACAGAAUUACAAGCGAUUGUGGCGAGGGAAGAGGCGAGUAGAAAGCGAGUGAAACAAUUACAAAGGGCGAUUAUUGACAAUCGUAAGGAACAAGAAACUGAGUUGCAAAAUCGGAGCGAAUUGAUAGCUUAUUUGAAAGAUCAACUACAAGAAACAAAAGCCAAGACAAGCAUGGAAGGUAAAUACAUCAAAAAAGAUGCGGAGGUUCGAGUUGCAAUUUCACAAAAGAAAUGCAUGCAAACAGAGAAAGAAUUAAAGGAUGAAAUACAGCAGCUAAAUUUGCAAUUAGAAAAUGAAGCGCGUUGUAAUACCGAAAUUGAAAGCUUUCUGCGUCAACACCACACGUUACUCGAAGAAAAAGUCGAACGCUGGAUGGACAAAUACGACAAUGACGUCGAAGAUAAACAAAACGAGCUGGAUUCAUUGAAAUCAAAUAAAGCAAGUGAUCUCGCUAAACUACAAGAACUUACACAGAAGUACCAUGAAUACAGCAAGGUGGUGGAGGAUGAUAAAUCAGAAAAAGAAAGGCUUCGCAAAGAAGCGGAGCGAGAAUUAGAAGAACAGAAAGCGUGUACUACGAUACAAGCCUGGUGGAAAGGUAUCAUGGUACGCAGACAGUUAGGACCAUACAAAGUAAAGAAGAAGGGGAAGAAAGGAAAAAAGAAGGGGAAAAAGGGCGGGAAGAAGAAAUAAAAAUAUUUUUUUUAGUUUUAAAAUGUUUAAAUUAUCUAUUUGAAAAAGUAUUUUUUGCUAAUUAGAAAUUUUGUUUUUUUGUUUAUUAUUAUUUUUGUCAUUUCGCCGUUAAAGAAUUUACCUUUUUUCGUGAAAAUUAAUACAAAACUA